AUGGUACGAGGGGAGAAGCAAUAUGCUUCUUUGAAAAAAUGGGUCCGGAUAACGGAAAAGUACCGAAAAUUCAAUAGCUUGAUAACCAAUUGGCACUGGCUGCAUGCUGAACGAAGAAAUACUUCACCAUCUUUUAUACAAUUUGAUGGCGAAGCGAAUCUAGGAGGAAAGAUAGAGAGGAUGAAACAGCUCGGUUUCUACUUUUUGAAAGAGGAUGGGAAGACUUGCGACAGAAGAUCUGUUGAGAACGCAUACAAGCUUCUGAAUGAGCGGACGUCAACUUGGUCAGAUCUAGCAUCGUCAAGUCAAAAACACUUUAAGUUUUAUCAAGCAAUCAUCGAACCAAUGUACAGUAACUCAUGGACGCGAUGGUUCCUCAAUAGAUUUCUGUUUCCCAAUGCUCACUAUUUCAUGUUGUCGUUUUAA
Cylicocyclus nassatus is the source of this 426-nucleotide messenger RNA. NCBI's taxonomy places the organism in Eukaryota, Metazoa, Nematoda, Chromadorea, Rhabditida, Strongylidae. The record is from the annotation of a GenBank genome assembly.